Molecule: messenger RNA, 753 nt
Organism: Diversispora eburnea
Lineage: Eukaryota; Fungi; Glomeromycota; Glomeromycetes; Diversisporales; Diversisporaceae
Source: the annotation of a GenBank genome assembly
AUGACUUAUAACAACAACAAUAAUAAUAGUUCACCAUCAACUCCUCAUCAAUCUUCUUCAUUUUCUUUCUCCUCCUUUGACACCUCUUAUUCUUCCUCUUCUUUUUCCACUUCUUUGCCUUAUUCUUUUCCUUCUUCUACCACUUCUUCCGCCGCCGCCACCGUCAACACUAUUACCACGACCACAAACUCUACAAAUUCUACGAAUUCACCAAAUAUUACUGAAGAUAUUAUUGAAAUUACGGAAAUUAAUGAUAUUACUACUUCAACAACAAAUAUUACUACUUUCUAUUUAGAACAAGAUCAAACUGCUGCCAUAGACUCUACUACAAUCAACUCUACUACCAUCAAUUUAAUUUUAGAUGCCCUACCACGAAGACAAAAAUUAAAAUAUUCAGGUGAUAUGUAUACUCCACAAUGGGUUCGUUAUUUUGGACAUUCUAAAGAAGGUUAUUGUGAUGAUUGUAAACCUGGUAAAUGGUUACAAUUGAAAAAUAGUGCUUAUUGGUAUCACAAACAAUUUUAUCAUGGAAUUUCAUCGGUAUCUGGUAAAAUGUUUGUUUCGCCUUUAGAAACACGUAAAAUUGAUACCGGAGAUUGUACUGAAGGUUUUUGUCAUCAAUGUAAUCAAUGGAUUCCUAUUACUACUUGUAAGAAAAAAAAUUCAAUGUUAUGGUAUCGACACGCUCAUAAAUGUCAUGUUUAUAUGAAACCAAAAAGUAUUUCUAAUCAUAAUAAUUGUAAAAGGAAUUAA